AUGAGUGUUUCUCGGAAUUAUAGUGGGCAAACUUCAGACACCCCCAAAUUCGCUGUGGGUCUCACUCCAGAGGAAAAAACUCUUUACUCGCAAUUGUUCCGUGCUUUGGAUCCCGAUGGCUCAGGCAUUGUCACUGGAGAAAAGGCCCGUGCCACAUUUGAGAAAUCUGACUUGCCGCCUAGUGUUUUGGGCGAGAUCUGGCAGCUUGCUGACCAAGAUAAUGUGGGAUUUUUAACGCAGUUUGGUUUCUGUUAUGCCAUGCGCUUGAUUGGGGCGACUCAAGCUGGCAAUCGCCCAUCGCCGGCUCUAGCGGAGAAGCCAGGCCCGUUACCGCGUUUCUCAGGGUUGCCUCUUUUGCUGGGGCCAGGCGCCAAUGGCACUCACUUGCAGCCACAAGGAACAAAUUCGUCUCUCUUGCAGACUCAGCCUAGUGCUUCAGUGCCCCUUUCUGUUGGUCAGCCUCAGUCCCAGGAACCUGUGGCGCCCGUGUCCGCAGCAGACUACCAGCGCUUCAGCCAGAUGUACAUCAAAACUACAGGAUCUGCAACUGCGCUAUUGGAUGGUGCAUCUGCGCGUGAUAUCUUCCUCAAAGCGAAAUUGCCCACAGACACUUUGGGUCGUAUUUGGGGCUUGGUGGAUGUGAACAAUCGCGGGGCUUUGGAUUUACCAGCGUUUGUGAUGGCAAUGCAUCUCAUCCACGGUGUUCUCAGUGGCACUUUACGGACUUUGCCCCCAUUCUUGCCUCCUCAUGUCUGGCUGUCUGUUCAAGGACAGGCAUCUGAGCGCCUGGUGUCUAAUGCGAGCGCAACAGCGCCUGGAGGAAACGCUUCUUUUAGUUCUGGAUCUGCAAUUCGCUCGCCACUGCCAGCAGGUGACUGGGUAGUAUCAGCAGCCCAAAAGCAACAGAUGGAUGCGAUUUUCGACUCGUUAGACAAGGAACACACGGGCCAAUUGGGAGCAGACCAGGUCGCCUCGUUUUUGAUGACGUCGCGCUUGGAUCAACAAGAUCUUGCUUCAAUUUGGGAUUUGGCCGAUAUCCAGAACACCGGUGUGUUUGGAAGAGUGGAGUUCGGCAUUGCCUUGUUUUUGGUUAAUAGAAGACGUGCAGGACAAUCGUUGCCAAACGUGGUACCAGACUCGUUGAUCGCGUCGCUUAGACUGACUAAGCCCCAACAAGCUCAGUCUCAACCUCCAGCACCUUCUCAGCCUACUCAUAAUCAGAUUUCUUCAUCCCAACUGUUCCAAGGCCAACCUGCGCAAACCCUGUCAGCUCAGCAGACACUGGCUUCAUCCGGUCCACUGGCUGCUCCUCCCCAACCAAGGUCUGCUCUCGAUGACUUGGCAGAUAUUUUCAGCUCGCCGGCUCCAUCCAAACCAGCUUUGCAGUCGACCUCUAGCAGCAGUGAUUUGACAUCAGCAGAGUUACCUAAGGUGCGUAAACAGGCGACCUCAUCCUUUGUCCCAACUUCGUCUUUCAAGCCAACUCUGACUUUUGGCCAGACUUUGCUUCAGUCUAAGGAUACAAGCUUAAUUGGUGAUGACGUUUCGCAAGCGAAACCGCAGACUCCUGUGGAACCACCGAAGCCAAAGUCUGUGGACACGCCUAAGGCUGUGGACUACGAGGCGUUACGCUCAGUUCCUCCUCCUCCUCCUAAGGCACGCGAUUCUUCCCAGGCUUCGGUUCAAUCCCCUGUAUCUAGCCCAUACUCGGCUCAGCCUCCUCAUUAUUCCGGUCAGGAGGUGAACAAACCUUUGAACCGCGACACAUUCCAACCCCCACAACCAACUACUCAAUCCAGCCAAUACGACUUUCCAUCUCCUGUGCGUGGAAAUUCCGACUUAUUAGCUGAUCCCAAUAGCGAAAUCUCUGGCAAGUUAUCUGAAGCAACGUCUGAUAUUGCUAAUAUUUCGAACCAAGUUAAAUCCUUGUCCGGUCAGACAUCCAACUUACACGAGAAGAAAAUACGCUCCGAACAGGAAUUGGCACGUAUAUUGGCCGUUAAGGAAGAUAUUGAAGCCAAGUUGCGCCAAUUACGCGCUUCAUAUACUAAUGAGGUGAAACAAGUCGAACAAGUGGAAGCUAAUUUGGCUUCUGCGCAAGAAGAGAACGAGGCAUUGAGAUCUGAGGCAUCUAUAUCUGAGGCUAAGCUCAAUCAGAUCUCAGGUGAGCUUAAUGAGAAGCAAGUUGCUGUUGAAGAGCUCCAAAAGACGAACUCUGCGCUCAAAGAAAAAUUGGGCUACAUGAACGCGGAGAUCUCUGAAUUGGAGAAACUGAUUGAGGCUAAGGUUGCAGAAAACAAACUGUUGUCCAAUGAAGUAAGUAUCAAGAAGUCGCAGUUGCAAGUGGCAAUUGUCAAGGUAGAUGAUUUCAAGAGAAACAUCACUGAUCUUGAAACAUCGAAUGUCAAGCUCAAGGAGGAAAUAGAACGCGCUCACCAAGAGCGAGUUGCUGCUGAGAAUCAUGCCAGGGAAUUGCAACUCCAGCAAGAGAAAUUACAAGCUCAACAAAAGGAACUUCAAGCACAAAGUGAAGCAGCAAAGAAACUGUCAGGCUCUAAUAUUGGUGCUAAAGCAAUUAGUGCUGUUGCUGGUGCCGUGGUUGGUGGUGCAGCUGCUGUUGGAGCUCACGCACUUUCGAGUGGUAGCAACGAAGCUAAAACAUCUCAAGAGGUUCCUUCUGAAGCUACUCCUACCGGGAGAGAAGUCUCGGAGCCAAUUCCAUCUGUGACUGAAUCAGCUCCUUCUGCUGUUUCAGCGAAGGAUGUUUCUGGUCCGUCUGCAAAUAAUUCAACUACUUCUGAAUCCGCGGAACAGAAGAUGCCAGGAUCACUUGAUUUCGAUGACCUUCCCGAUGCAACUGUAAGCGGCUCAGACGUGGCAAACAUCCACGUGGAUCAACUUGUGGAAAAGCCCAGUAGUGACAUGACCGGUCUUGACAGCGGAAUGGAAACCAAAGAACUAGAGGCAACAGAGUACGAACCAGAAGACUUGGAUGGGCUCAAAAGACGUUUCCCCGAGGUGGACUACGACCAGACGGAUCAAACUGUUUCCUCUUCUGGGGUGACUGGCUCCUUUAGACCAACCGAAGGCGCUGAGACACCAGUUACAUCACCAGAGAACUCCGAGUACAGGUUCCUGUCCGCUAACGCAGGGGUGGUUGGCAGUAUGGUCGGUAUGCCAGGUGUUCUCGUUGGCGUUCAACGCACGGAUUCUUUGACAUCAAGCGUCCAGAAUAAUGCCUCAAUGUCUGUUCGUGAUGACAACAUUGAUAACGAUAGCGAACGCGAAACUUUAGGAGAGGAUCCUACUGGACAAGCAGAUGUGGGUAAAGACAUCAAAGUCGAUGGCCAAACGGAAGAUUCCAGUGAGGGUGAGCACCAUUCAUCUGGUGUUGGACUGUUUGAAUUGGUGAAUGCGGAAGAUGCGAAAGGACCAGAAAGUCAAUCGAAUGUGACCGACGCUACUGUUCUGACUGAGGAGACUGUAUCUGUCCAUCCAAGAACCACAGAUGAAGAAUUCCCACCAAUCAAAGAGUUGGACUAUGACGAGUCGUCUUCUUCCUCCGAUGAAGAAUCACCUGAAAACUUUGAUGAUGCCGUUGAUAAUUUGGGCACAGGUCCUUCUCCAGAAAGUGAAUUUGACGAUGACUUCAAUAGUCUUGCACCAGCAGAAGAAGAAAAGACGAAAGAAGUGCAAGACGAUUUCUUUGACGAGGAAUUUGAUGGGCUAACGGCAGCAAAUGAAGACAAGGAGGUAUUUGACUCUGAACCACAGGAUAUCUCCAUUGAUGAUCAUUUCACUGGAGCAGCUGAAGUCAACGAGUUUGAUGGAACAAGAAGUGCAAUGCCAGACUUUUCUGCUGCAGGGUCCGGUGCGCAGGAUAGCAACGACGAAUGGGAACAAUUGUUUGCUGGUUUUGGAUCCGCUGGCGCAGUUGCACCAGCUGGUGCUUCCCAGACCCAGGCGUCUCACGACCAGCCCUCUGUGCAAGAUUCCUCAAAAGAUUUGGCUAUUGAGGAAUUAGUCGGAAUGGGUUUUGAAAAAGAUGUUGUUCUCAAUGCUUUGCAAAAAGAAAACUGGAACAUCGAAGCAGCCACAAACUACUUAUUGGACAAUGCUUAA
This is a messenger RNA of Clavispora lusitaniae ATCC 42720, 4122 nucleotides long. RefSeq names its product Cta3p (gene CTA3). The record is from RefSeq and is a predicted model, not a curated record. Gene Ontology annotation, biological process: endosomal transport; endocytosis. Gene Ontology annotation, molecular function: calcium ion binding; protein binding. Lineage: Eukaryota; Fungi; Ascomycota; Pichiomycetes; Serinales; Metschnikowiaceae. Gene Ontology annotation, cellular component: plasma membrane; cytoplasm.